GACAACGUAGCAGUUUGCAAGGCUCUCCCUUUCUUUUUCUUCAGUGCACAGAGAGACGAGCAGCUGCAAAAGAAAGCUACUUCUUCUUCUUCAUGUAACAACUCGGAAAGAUCUCCGGUUAUGGAUGCAAGUGCGCGCGGUAGCACGUUGGAAUUUGAGAGCAAAUAACUUUUUUUUUUUUUUUUUUUUUUUUUGCCAAUAAGUGGCGAGUCGAUCGAAGAAUUAUGGAUUCGUUCGCGCCAAACGACACGUCGGCAGAGUGCGCGGGGGCGCCGCGCGUUCUCGCGGCGCAGGACGGGAGCGCGGACGCGUCCAACCGGAGCUGCGGCAACAUCUCCGCGGCGCUCGCACCCAGAGGCGUUCGGCCAAAGGAUGACGACCACACGCUGAGGAUCCUGCUCUACUCCUUCAUCUUCUUCCUGAGCGUGUUCGGGAACCUGCUGAUCAUCGUGGUGCUGACGCUCAACAAGCGCAUGCGCACCGUCACCAACACCUUCCUGCUGUCGCUGGCCAUCAGCGACCUAAUGAUGGCCGUCUUCUGCAUGCCCUUCACGCUCAUUCCCAGCAUCCUCAAGGACUUCAUCUUUGGCGCCAUCAUGUGCAAGAUAGUAUCCUACCUCAUGGGUAUAUCGGUCAGCAUCUCCACGUUCAGCCUGGUCGCCAUAGCAAUUGAGCGCUACAGCGCCAUCUGUAACCCCCUGAAGUCCCGCGUUUGGCAGACCCGUUCCCACGCUUACCGGGUAAUUGCCGCGACGUGGCUGAUGGCAGUCGUCGUCAUGAUCCCGUACCCGGUGGUCAGUCAUCUGGACUCCUUUCCGAGCCCCGGCAACACCACCGCCCACCAGUGUCGUCGCAAGUGGCGCGACGCCGUGGCCGAGCAGUCCUGGUACGUUUUGCUGCUGCUUUUGCUGUUUGCCAUUCCUGGCGUGGUGAUGAGUGUGGCCUAUGGCCUCAUCUCCAGGGAGCUUUACAGAGGGAUCCAGUUUGAGAUGGGACACAAAAAAGACUCUACAGACGUGAAGAAUGGCUUGACUUCAACAGCGUCGUGCGGCAGCGACGACGGCGACGGCUGCUACGUCAACGUUCAGCGUCCCUACUCGCUGGAAAUGUCUGCCAGGUCCGCCUCGGCCAAGACGCCCAAAGCAGACCGGCCGCGCAGCAACACGUCGGAGGCCAAGCUCGAGGCCAAGAAGCGAGUCAUCCGCAUGCUGGUGGUGAUCGUGGUCCUCUUCUUUCUGUGCUGGAUGCCGCUGUACUGCGCCAACACGUGGCGGGCUUUCGACAACGCUUCGGCCAACAAAGCCCUCUCGGGCGCGCCCAUUGCUUUCAUUCAUUUGCUGAGCUACACCUCCGCCUGCGUCAACCCCAUCAUCUACUGCUUCAUGAACACCCGUUUCCGGAAGGCUCUGCUCGCUACGUUCGCCUGCUGCGCCGCCCCGGGCCGUUGCCGACGCCGGCGCCGCGGGCUGAGGGACAACGAGGAGGACGUCACGGCCAUGGGACCCUCCGUGUGCAAGUUCAGUUACACGACAGUCAGCACCAUGGGAACCUGCUGAGGCUGAUGGAGGCAGCUCCUGUCUGGAAGAGACAGUUACUAUGGCAACGCGGUACACAACAUCCGCUGUGCUUAGCCCAAAGUGAAAACAGUCGGCGUAAUGUAGCAACGUACAAGCUUAAACCCAUGACUGUGAGGGAAUCAAAAAGGGAUAGUAAAACUCACAGUGUACAUACCUCAAUUGAAACACACAAAAAUGGAGUAUACAAAUUGCUGGUUGAGGUGUUCAAUCAGGGGUGUCCAAACUUUGGCGUGGGGGCCGCUGUCCCUUUUUUUUGGGGGGAGUCUGUGACAUAUAUAAUCUGACCUCGUUGGUUUUCUGUAAAUUUACAAAAACGCCAAGUAACUCGUAAAACGGUACCAACAUUCAUAAUGCCCGAUGAAUCAAGACAAUUCAGCUGCAGCAGCAAAGUGCGUCGAUCGCAAUUGUGAGCUCCACUUUCGCUUGCUCUUGUUUUGAUUCUGAAUGUGGACACUGCUUAGUCCAGGGGUGGCUCGAUUCUGUUGGGAUACAGGGCUGCUGACCACUUCAAAAAUCCUGAAAAACCCUUGCUUUUUCAUUAAAAAAAAAUAAAUAAAUACAUAUAAUGUAUACCGUGUACAAAACACUAUACAAUAGCUGAGCGUAUCUUUACCUACACUGAUGGAUUGAUUUUAGCGUGUUACUGUAAAUGAAAAUAAAUGUGAAGAAGGUCAACGUGGCCCUUCCGUCCUUUGAUUUUUUUUGUACGCAAACAUUGGAAGAGAAAGUUUGGACACCCCUCCGUUAAAUAAUGAGACUUUCCAACUUAGUGGUCAUUAAGUGAAGAAAAAAACGUUUCUGUCGCCUAUUUAUAGACCUGAUUGUUAGUAACGCUAAUUCGGCUGCCUUUUGUAAAAAGUGCCUGCUUGUUAAUAUCGUUCUUGUCAGUGCAACAUCUUGGAAGUACUUAUCGACUUGAGGUGUGUUGAUGUAAAUUGAAAAGUUGCAGAAACUGUAUAUGUAUAUUGCUGCGCUACGUGUCAUGUGUAUGCGCGAGUGACGUCAGGAGCCGCGGUCAUUCGGGUUGACCGUUAACCACGCGGCCAUGCGACGUUGACACCACGGGGAUUUGGGCGUUUUUUAAAAUCCAUAUUCAAAGUCUUGCUAAAUUAUCUCACGGGUGAUCACGAUAUCCCUGAUAGGCUGCGGGGGAAAUGAAUAAUUAAAAUAACGAAGUGCUCUUUUUUAAAAAGUGUUUAUUUUAAUGGCACUGUAGUAGGCACUGUGUCCUUUCCAGUGUUGUAGCGAUAGUAAUGCUUUCCGUAGAAAUUGUGACAUAGCGUGCAUCUAUAACUCAACUUCCCAAUGAUGACAUCAUGUUGUACUUCUUCAAAUUAAUCAACAGCGCCUCUGCUGGUGGCCUCCGAAUAGUGCACUCAAUUCCUCCCGAUUGAUUCCACAUAAUCCACAGUAUACUCGAUUAAUUAGUAGAUUAUGAUGCCCAUUCCUAACUGUAAUAGUCUAGUCUAAUCAACAUCGGACACAAGUCUCUUUCUUGUGUGUGUUUCUUUGGACUGAGGAUAAAAAAAUAAACGUGGCCCAAUUUUUCUUAAUCUUUUACAAAUAAUUAAUGAUCACAUUAUUGAUGUGACGUAUUGAAUUUUGGCCAUGUUAAUUGGUUUGGUCAUGGUGGUAUGGACUGAAAGAUGCCAUUAGGACUGAAAUGUAGCUUUAGGAAUGGCACAUUAGGAACAAUCUCGUAAUAGAAUUAUGAAAUGCUGCAUUCAAACACCAUCAUUUAUAACUUCUAAUGAGUUUUGUUUGUUUUUUUUAAAAAAAAACAGCGAGUCGGCAGCAGCCUUCAAUAUUUGACAGCAGCACCGGGGGUAUCGUGUAAUUAGUUGCAACGAAGUUCAGGCGUUUCUCAGAGACUCCACGUCCCCGCAAGCUUCUACCAGAAUGAUAUCUGUGGAAGAACUUGACUUUCAUUGUUACUGCUGCUAGAUGCCGAUGGCUCCAUAGUGGUUGCUAGCAGUUUCAAGCACUUAUUGAAUGAAUCACAGUUUAUAAGCACAUUCAAAUUUAAGACCCAUUGUGUGUCUAAAUACUGUUGGGCAAAAAGAAAAGUAUAGGAAUGCAAUAUCGACCGGGUUUAUGAGUGACACUUAAGGAGCCCCGCACCCCGGCGAGGUUUGAGAGAAUAAUUUCCCGGCGGUGUCACAAAAGUUGCGUGAUGUCGACACACACCUCGGCUCAUCCACUUUGCCACUCACACUGACAGCAGCUUAUUAAAUUUGUUGUUCCAGAUAGGUGCCACUCAUUUUCCUUCCGGUGCAAUUCAUACUGAGCGUUUGAACGUUUCGAAAUUCAACCUAAAGUGAAAUCAGGAAAUGAUAACGAGACAGGUUUGCUGUGUCGACAACAUUCCCCCCCAAAAAUGCUUGGAUGGUUAAUUGAAGACUCCAAAGUGUCCAUAGGUGCGAAUGCGAGCACGAUCGGUUGUUGUGAGCUCCAGCACAGCCGUGAAAUUAAGUUUGCAGUCUGGACCGGGUUUUAAUAUUGAUAUCUGUGGAGAAAAAAAAAAAUACCUGAAACAUUAUUCCACCUUAGUGCACUGGAAGAUUUUUAAAUUUAUGGUCUGGGGUCCUCGGUUGGGCAAAUUGACCGAAAAGCCAAAUAAUACAAAUUCCAAAAUGAAUUCCUUUCGGCUUAUCAUUUAAAAUCAAUUUCAACAAGCACCUCUGGUUUGAAUGUAAUAGUGCUUGGAACAAAGGAAAAAAAUGUUUUGCAAUAGAAGACAAAAAUAGAUGUUAUUUAGGCUUAUAUUUCCUGUGUAAAUAAUAACGCAGUAAUUGGAGGAUAGUUAAAAUACCGUAAAAUAAAAUAUUGAUGAUACAUCACUUUAUCUUUGUAACCGUGCAAGAAGAAAAUAAAGCAUUUAUUGUUGCUGUCUGAAGAAAAAAACGUGUAUGUCAGAUUGUGGUUUUAUCAGGAGAAAUAAUAAUAAUAUUAAUAAUAAAAGCUUUAUAUCAAAGGUGUUUCAUACAACACACCACAAACGACUUAUCAGACAGAUUUCGCGCCGCAAUCAUAGAUCUUUGUGCAUGGCCAUCUGCUUGAAUGACUAAAUUCAUCAUCCAAGCUUGGAUGUGCAGACGAUAUCGGUCAGCGGAGGCCACCGUAACGAUGUCCAGAACAUUGAAUUCGGGUGCCGAGUCGUAAUACUUUGGCGGACCAUCCUAGCGAAGAUUUUAAGACCGCCGUGUCUUGUGAGAGUCGCGCAUCAGGGCAUUGUUUAAAUGCACACCAUCUCCGAGGCGCAUUUCAGAUUAGUGCAAAUGUCAACAUGAAAACACGGAGGCUUUUUCUUUCUUUUAACAUUUGUAUUUUUUUUUUUUUUUUACGUACGAGCAACGUGCAUUCCUGCUCAUCUGUGUCUUUGAUAUUCUAAAAGUGAUGACACUUUACGUUGAAAUUCUCUUGUGAUGUAAAAAUGAAUGCAGUCUGUCGUUUUGUGACGCUGCGUAAAGGAAGUGUUUCGGUCCGAUAGUGCGCCAUGUUUCCAAGCAGCUUGUUGGUGCCCAAGGCUACAUUGAAGACUGAAGAGUUAGAGAAGCGUACAAGGGCACUCUUAUGUCCACUUGAAUUGUCCCGCUUCCCAGGCCACCCUUGCAUUAAACGUCGCUUGAUUGUACGCUAUCAGUAUUUUCUCUAAUCCCUCAUGUAUUUAUAUGGGUCAGUGUUGUUUGGGACCAAAUGGCAAAUUUGCUCCAGGCUUUGACUUGACAUCGCAUCAUGGUAACACAGCAGAAAUGAAUGUGACGGUUGUCUUUUCUGGAGCAGAGUGACAGUGUAAAAAGUGUGCUUUAUUGUGACAACUGUCUACAAAUGCCGAAAGCAUCUUUGUGCAAUUGUAAGGCCUUACGUGUUUACUUGUGCUUUGAUUAUAAUCUGAAGUAUCAUCUGAUGUUACAUCAUGGAGGAGGAACAACAAAGUCUACCUCCAUCAUGGAAGUGCAGAAAGGAAGCUCCUCAACAUAUUGUCUCCGACAUAUGGAACGUUUGUGUACUGAAGUGAUUUUUUUCCCCCUCUGCUGCUACUUGUUCGUGUAAUAUUUAAAAUAAAGUCAUAUUA
Molecule: messenger RNA, 5652 nt
Organism: Phyllopteryx taeniolatus (common seadragon)
Lineage: Eukaryota; Metazoa; Chordata; Actinopteri; Syngnathiformes; Syngnathidae
Gene: cckbrb
Product: cholecystokinin B receptor b
Exons: 5
Coding region: 225-1556 (443 amino acids)
Biological process (GO): neuropeptide signaling pathway
Cellular component (GO): membrane
Molecular function (GO): neuropeptide receptor activity; gastrin receptor activity
Source: RefSeq, a predicted model, not a curated record